UACAACUUCCGGUUAAAAAAAUUGCGGGUUGUUUGAUUUUUACCAAAAUUUUAGAAACAUCAGCAAAUAUGCAAAGAUCAGGAAGAAUGAAAAAGGAACUAGAAAUGUUAUCUGAAUCUCCACCAUAUGGAAUAUCCUGCUGGUCCAAGGAUGAAAGGAUAGAUCUGUUACAAGCGCAAAUUCUUGGUGGAGAGGGUACUCCUUACCAUAAUGGUAUUUUUACACUAGAAAUCCAGAUUCCUGAAAGGUAUCCUUUUGAACCACCGAAAGUUCGGUUUGUGACCCCUAUCUACCAUCCAAAUAUAGAUACAGGAGGAAGAAUAUGUCUAGAUACAUUGAAAAUGCCUCCAAAGGGGGCAUGGAAGCCAUGUUUAAACAUCAGUACAGUGUUAACCAGUAUACAGUUAUUAAUGGCAGAACCAAAUCCUGAAGAUCCACUUAUGGCUGAUAUUUCUAAUGAAUAUAAAUAUAACAAGACCUUGUACAUAGAAAAUGCCAAACACUGGACUAAACAACAUGCUGUAGAGAAAAAUAUCAGUGAAGAAAAUUUAGUGAAAGCCAAAUCAAUGACAGACACUGGAGUAAAGCGUUCUCAACCGAUGUGUGAUGUAACUAACAAAAAAUCAAGAGAUUCUUGACAAUGCUGUCCGAUGUUGACUUUGAUAUUAUAAUUGCCAUCUACUGUCAUGUGAUCACUGGUGAUCAGACCUGUAUUGAACAUAAUGUCAGCACAUGAGCUGUGUUGGGUAGAAAUCAACCUUUUCCUCCAUAGAGCGCCUUUUGACGCCACCCCCUUUACUCCAUAAUGACGCCUUUUGACGUCUGUGUAGUACCUCAGUUGAAAUGCUUUGACUACAAAGUGUCUGCAGUAGACUAAAUAAAAUGUGUAUCCAAUAUGAAAAGGAAUGUCAUAGGAAUAUCCCACUUAAAUUUAUUGGAUGAAAUAUUUGUUUUUCGCAAUGAAUUAAUACUUGGAAGCAUAUUUUCAGAAUUUUAUUGAAAAAAUCCCAUGCGAAUCAGGUAUGCAAAAAACAAAAAUCAAUGGAGGAAAGGGAUUGCAUGUAUACUUGUACAUGUUGUAGACUCUGAUUUAUUUAGGAAUAAGAAAUAUUAGAUGAAUUGUGGUCUAUUUUGUAGGGGUCUAGUAACAACUCAAAUUUCAAAUGUAGAUUUUUUUCAACCUGAAAUAGGUGAACAGAUGCCUUGAUAUUCAUUUGCAUACAAAUGAUUUUUAUACAAAGUAGCUAACAAUUUUGUUCCAACUAACAGAAGUUUCUUUGAAAACAUGUUUAUAAACAAUGUCAAUAUAUCUGUUUCUGUUGGGACACAUUUUCAUCACCAGUUAUUCCACUAGGAACAUAUACUGUUAUAUAUAUAUAUUCCACAUUAUAUACAUGUCAUUGAAAUAAGGUGUACAAAUAAAUAUUUUAUUGUAAUUUGAAGAAUGUUUUUAAAGUCUAUAGACUUUCAUAAUUCAUAGAUAUCAAGUCUUACUUUUUUGGCUAUCCCUUAUACAUUCAUGAAAUCAAUUUUUUAAAAAGAUUCCAAAAAAGCUUUCAAGACAAUUUUAUUCAAGUCUACAUGUCUUAACACUGUAAUUAUUUUUUGAUUAUUUUUGUUAUUGGGUUACUGUCUCUUUAACAUGAUCUGUUGUUCAUCUUUGAAGACUGCAUACUUUGGUUGUAUUAAACUAUUUAUGAUCAUUCUUGUAUAAGGAGAAAAAGUUCUGUACAAAGGGAGACAACUUUAUUUUUGUAUUAAAUUAAUAUUGUGCCAAAUAAAACAAUGAAAAGAUUCAGA
This is a messenger RNA of Mytilus trossulus (common blue mussel), 1800 nucleotides long. RefSeq names its product ubiquitin-conjugating enzyme E2 T-like. The transcript is spliced from 6 exons. Bases 69 to 638 code for a protein of 189 amino acids. Lineage: Eukaryota; Metazoa; Mollusca; Bivalvia; Mytilida; Mytilidae. The record is from RefSeq and is a predicted model, not a curated record.